Molecule: messenger RNA, 687 nt
Organism: Trichomonas vaginalis G3
Lineage: Eukaryota; Parabasalia; Trichomonadida; Trichomonadidae
Exons: 1
Coding region: 1-687 (228 amino acids)
Source: RefSeq, a predicted model, not a curated record
AUGAUUACGUACUGUAACUCAUUCUCUUUGGACCCUAACAUCUAUAGUGAUUUGGUGACAAGAUAUUCGGCAAAGACUCUAAACUUCCCAAUCAAAAGAAUUGACUGCAUUACUAUGGAUGGUUCAAUGGCUAAAGGUGAAGGAACUCCUUGUACAUUCACGGCAGCAUUUACUCCAUUAUAUGUGAACACCAUUUAUACACUAUUUAAGAAAACACCUAAUUAUAACACUACCUAUGAAAAUCCAUUGUUUGAACAAAUUCAAUUGAACUGUGGAGCAUAUGGUAACAUACCCGCUGAGGCUCAAGCAUCUAAUGAUCCAAUCUUCUAUGAGAUGCAGGCAAAUGCCACUAACAAUAAUAACGAUACUGUUGGCUUCAACUAUGAUGUCAUGAGGUCUAUCACAACCACAUCAGUCCCUCAAUUUGGAAUCGAGUCAAAUGACUUAGGUCAUUACCUAUGUGGAUUCCCUUGCGAAACUGAUUAUACAUUCCAACAGGGUCAGUUAUCUAAUUCACCUAUUACAUAUAAGCUUACAGUUAAGCCAACAGCAGAGUCUAUUAAAUAUACUGAGAAACCAGUGUUAUGCUUCUUACGUCACGUUUGCCUCUCCAUACAGAUUAAACAGGUGGGACCACCUAUCGUACUUCUCGACGAUUAUGAUUUAUCAGCCCCUGCUAGUGAAUAA